AUCAGCAUCCUCUCAGCUGCUGCCAUUUUUCUGCUACUGGCUAUCUUGCUAAUCGAGAGCUCUCCAUCUUCAGGAGGAGGCAAAGAGGGCUGCCAACAACAAUAAGGGAAUUUGAAUCCGAGGCGAAACCUUUCCUGGAGGAUUGGGGGUUUCUCUAGUAAAGAAGACAGUCGUUAGAAAGGCGAUACGAUGUCUGAUUUUGACAGUAAUCCGUUCGCAGACCCGGAUUUCAGCAAUCCCUUCCAGGAUCCUUCGGUGACCCAGGUGACACGGUCUGCCCCUCCUGGUGGUCUGGAAGAAUAUAAUCCCUUCACAGACGCUAGAACGGCGGCACCUGGAAAUGCUCCCAAACCUACACCUGCCCCUUCCCAAAACACGCAACCUGCCAUCAUGAAGCCUACAGAAGAGCCUCCAGCUUAUUCACAACACCAGACUCAGCCGCAACAUAACGAGGACCAAGCUCGUGCUCAGGCUGAGUUGUUGAGAAGACAGGAGGAGCUGGAGAAGAAAGCUGCAGAACUUGAUCGUCGGGAAAGAGAGUUGCAGUCCCAUGGAGUUGCAGGAGGCCGAAAGAACAACUGGCCUCCACUACCAGAAAAGUUUCCUGUUGGUCCAUGUUUCUAUCAUGAUAUUGCUGUUGACAUUCCUAUAGAGUUCCAAAAGACCGUCAAGAUCAUGUACAACCUUUGGAUGUUUCAUGCAGGUACACUUUUUGUGAACAUGUUUGGCUGCCUGGCAUGGUUCAUUGUGGAUGCCAAUCGUGGUGUGGAUUUUGGCCUGUCCAUGCUCUGGUUUCUGCUCUUCACCCCUUGUUCUUUCAUCUGCUGGUACAGACCACUUUAUGGGGCCUUCAGGAGUGACAGUUCGUUCCGCUUCUUUGUCUUCUUCUUCAUCUACAUCUGUCAGUUUGGAGUCCAUGUUCUACAAUCUAUUGGCAUAACAGGCUGGGGAACAUGUGGCUGGAUUGCAGCGCUAACUGGUCUAAACACCAGCAUCCCAGUUGGCAUCAUCAUGUUACUGAUUGCAGCUCUCUUCACUGCGCUGUCCGUGGGCUCGCUCAUAAUGUUUAAAAAGGUUCAUGCACUGUAUCGAACCACUGGUGCCAGCUUUGAGAAGGCUCAACAGGAGUUUGCGACCGGCGUCAUGUCAAACAAGACCGUUCAGACUGCAGCUGCCAACGCUGCCGCUAAUGCUGCAACCAAUGCUGCUCGCGGGGCCUUCAAACCUCAUCCAUAAACAUGUUCCAGGCACAGAUGCUCACAAAUAUAACAAAACACACACAAAAACAACUACAUGGAGGCGCUGAACUCUGGUCCCGGUGCCUCUCAGAUUCAAUAGAGCAUAUUUAUGAAUGUUUCCCCUGCACAUUUAUCUUCUGAGGUGCGAAGCAAAAUAACAGACGAGUUACCAGAGUCGAUCAUCUUCACCUAAAACCUAACAUCAGUGAAGACACUAUGGAAUUCACCCUAUCAGGUCACUGUCCUGUCACGUCAACAAAGCGAUUAAAGCUGGGCUUUAAAUGUGUGUAGUGAGCGAUCUGAUUCUGCACUGUUAUCCACUUUGGUUCUUUCCUCGUCCUUUUGUGUCCUUUGAGACGAUCCUAGAUGAGGCAGAUGACACAGACGCUCUAGCCCAAUUUGUUGUGGUGAUGACCUCCGAACAGCUACCCGCUGGAUCAAUUCAGUGUUAGAGUUAUGAGUUGUUAGAAUCUUUUUGCACACAGUUAAUUUCAUUUUCGCUUUUUUUUUUUUUUUUUUUUUACAGAUGGAUUUCAGUGCAAUACUAUAUAUUUUGAGCAAGUAAUGGGACAUUUAGGACUUAAAGGUAAUGUUUGCUAGAUGUAGCAAGAUGAUAACAUUCUUAAUAUAUGAAAAAGCAUUUCAAAAUUAUAUUACUUAAGUCAUGUCCCAGUUAUAACUCUCAGUUCUGCUCUGUGUGCUUCUUUUGUUCGGCUGAUUCAACUCCUUACCCUACCUAUACAGCAUGAUGGCAAUAGGCAUGCUAAACAGAAAUUACAGACAAAAUCUUUGUUGCCAUCUUCAACUUCAUUUCCUUCUAUCAGGCUCCACGGGUUUUUCUGCAAAAAAAAGUGUAUUACUGUAAUUCAAGUCGUGGUUGAAAUAUCCAGGUGUAUUCAAAGUGGGUAAGUUCCAACAGAAACCAAUGUACCCCUUCAUUUUUUUUUCGAUGGCAUUAACUCAUUACUACAGUAUGUGACCCUCAGUCGUUUUUGUAUCUGUUCUCACUUGUUAGACAACUAACGCUGCUAAUAACCUUAGAGUCGCUUGAUCCUGGGCUCUUGCUUUCCUGUUAGAAAAAAAAGAAGAAAAAAAAACAAGUAUGGAGAGAACUGAAAUGCCUUUUCUCUCAGGAGAAUUUUUUUAUUUUAUUUCAUAAGACUAACCUGCACAUAUGUUAAAAUGAAAAAAGAAACCUUAAACUGUUUUCAUGUACACUACAUAGGCUAACAGUCCAUCAUUUGAGCUGAUGUUUCUCUGUCUGUGUUGAAUUACAGGCAGUAGAAAAUUAGUACCCAGAAUAAACCCUAAAGGAAGAGGGGACUGAACCUGAUGCAUACUCGGUGCCAUCAACAUGUCUUUAUUCACACUAAAGUUGUACAGACUACUGUCACCAGAGUGAAACAUGGAUCUGCGUUUUUAUCCUUCCGUCGUGCUUAGGCACUUCACAUAGUGAACGUGAUCGUCUGAAGAUGUGCAUGAUAGAUGAAUGAUAACCGCUGUGCAAAAUAUUAAAUACUCCCAGAAGUAAAUGUUAGAACAUUGAGGUCUAAAAUAAGCUCAAAUCUUGGCAGUAUUGCUUUUUGUUUGGAGUUAUUUUUCUAUACAUGAAGCAUUUCUCAUUUUACAUCAAAGUUAGUGCAAAUAAUGUGUUAAUUUAUGUUAAGUUAUUUAAGCUGUUUGCAUUUUAUUUUUUAUUUUGCCUGUGUGAUUUUUGUAAUGACAAGGUUAACGCGACAGCUAGGCUGUAGAAAUGUUUGACUUUGCAGAUCAGCCCUGCAAACAUGCGUGUGUUUUAUGAGACUGAGUGUAAACGAUUGGAAUGGAAGAAUUAAUCUCAAGUGUUAUUUUAUGUCCUGAAAAGCUGUGAUAAACUACCAAAUGUUCAUAGAACUGUUUUGUUUUAUCCAGUCGUGGCUUUGUGAUGUGCACCCUUCAGUUUUACCUUAAGUUAUUACAAUACUCUGCUAAAUAAACCCACAUUAUUACCAUGUAUUUAUACUUUUUAAGUACUAUAUGAAGCCUUGCCACAGUGGGUAAUUUUUUUAAGUGUUUGGCAAACUGGUUCUAAUGUACAGAAUAAUCCGUUUUAGAAGUCUACUGACACAAAACAGUUUUCUUUUUUGUUUGUUUUUUUGUUUUUAUUUGGGCCUGUGACAGUGUUAUUCAACAGAAUCAAAUGGGUAAAGGGACACCUGUAUAUUUUGUAAUGUUUGAUCCUCAUGAUCAAACAAGUGUAAAAAGGUGAUGCACUCCUGUCUGGCUUUUGUCGCAUGUGAAAUAGUUUCAGUUUUGUAUAUUUAUGGUAUUAACAUUAAAUAAAAUUUGAAAGAAGUGA
This is a messenger RNA of Cyprinodon tularosa, 3576 nucleotides long. RefSeq names its product secretory carrier-associated membrane protein 1-like. The transcript is spliced from 10 exons. The record is from RefSeq and is a predicted model, not a curated record. The coding region runs from base 190 to 1236 and encodes 348 amino acids. NCBI's taxonomy places the organism in Eukaryota, Metazoa, Chordata, Actinopteri, Cyprinodontiformes, Cyprinodontidae. Gene Ontology annotation, biological process: protein transport. Gene Ontology annotation, cellular component: recycling endosome membrane; trans-Golgi network membrane.